AUGCCUGAAAGCGAGAAAGCCUUGGUAGAGCCAUCCUCUCGGACAAACAGUGAACAAUACCCCAAAGCGAAGAAGCUGAAGGCUAUUCAUCACCGAACUUCUGGGAGAAACACGACAGCGAGUGGAUUACUAGCCUCGGGAAGUUAUCUAUCCCAGCCCAGGAACCCGGCCUCCCUCGCCGACCCGAAAGUAGACUUUGGCUUCAUGUUAGCGAGCUGCGGAGGGAUGCGAGACAGGAGGAAAGCCGGAGAUGGAAUUAUAGAGGACUAG
Messenger RNA from Penicillium riverlandense, 270 nucleotides. RefSeq lists its product as uncharacterized. Bases 1 to 270 code for a protein of 89 amino acids. Lineage: Eukaryota; Fungi; Ascomycota; Eurotiomycetes; Eurotiales; Aspergillaceae. The transcript is spliced from 2 exons. The record is from RefSeq and is a predicted model, not a curated record.